Paramuricea clavata is the source of this 19629-nucleotide messenger RNA. The record is from the annotation of a GenBank genome assembly. NCBI's taxonomy places the organism in Eukaryota, Metazoa, Cnidaria, Anthozoa, Malacalcyonacea, Plexauridae.
AAACAUAUGAACAAAACUACAAGACUCUGUCUUUAUAUCACAUAGUCAAAUCAAAUUUUUAUAGACGAUUCCAAAACACACAGCCAUUGGAGUACUGCUCCCAUUAAGUACCUACGUGGUAAAAGUACAAAGCCUUCCAUAUACAAAACCAUACAGCGAGGGUGCUGUAAAAAAAUCUGUCAAAACUCAAGGUAAGUAUUUUUGUAGAGGAAAAUGAAUCGACAAACUAACAACCUUAACAAUUAUUCAUGAACCGAAGUGGAGGUCACGAUACUGCAAGGAUAUUCACCGAAAUGCGAAACGUUAUAAUGAUAAAUUGUUUGAGAACAUGCCACAACAAAAAAAUGACCAAAAAAAUGACCAAAAAAAGAACGAAUUCAUUUUAGAACACUUUUUUCAGCUACCGUAAUAGUUGUAAACAAAACAGCAUUUAAUUAAACGUUUUUAUCAAUCAAACAAAACUUUGUGGCUUUCUUGAUGUUUGGCGAAACCCCAUGUGCUUCGUUCAGCACAAAAAUUUGCUCGUCUGUAACCGCGAAACAAAAUUAACGGGAAGGCCAUUUGGUUUUUGUCCGGAGGGGCUUGAGCUACCAAUCAAAUUGCGCGAAAAUCACUAUCCACCUCCCGAGUAAUUACUAACAUGUAUUACUGCUAUUUCAUUUAAGGUUGUCACAAGCAUUAUAAUCCAAGCGCCAAAUAUAGUCGGAAUAAGAUAUUUUAUAGAGUGAAAUGUACUAUAAAUCAUAUACCCUGGGAGUAGCCCAAACAAAAACGAGGAUAUGCAUGGCCAAUAGGCUAUACAGCUAAAAAUGCUAAAAUUUGUUAUGUCUAUCUUGCUGUUCACGCUUGGCAAUCGUUUGAAAAAUAGUAACGUAACAUAUACAAUCUGGUUUAGGAUGGUGUGAUUUAAGAAAUAUUGAAGUCUGUUGUGGUAAGUGCAUGUAAAGUAUUUGCUUUAUUAUAAGCAUUGGCGUACGGGGCUGAGAUACUUUCCGUUGCUUGAAAGUUUGCCCAAAUUUUUAUGGAGAAUUGUAAUUAUAAAUUAUCUGAACUUAACUUAUUCCCUAAUAAAUUUGCCCGAAUUUCCAUGGUUUUCCAAAAUGUUUGAGGGGCAGUUGCCGCCCCCUCCCCCUGUAUUUCUCCUGUAUUAUUAUAUGUUCGGUUUCUUUCUUUUGCGGUUUUAUCCAAUAAUUUACAUUAUAAAAAGAAGGAACGACGGACACAGUAUAGUAUACUGAUUAUUCAAAUUCUUUUUUCUACGUCUCAAAUUUUAGAAUCAUAUGUAAAUGCUAGCCUCGUGAGUAAUCACAACAGAACAAGUUUGUCUUGGACAAUGUAUUAUCCUCCAAGUUUGAAUGUCACUGUUGAUGCUUUCAUUAUCGAAUGGAUAAGUCUACCUCUUGGAAUCUGUAAGGAAAACUUCGUCGUCUUAGAUUCAGUAAGCUACAUACAGUUACAUUUCUAUACUAUACCUGGAAUCCUAGACAUAGUCAUCAGGAGAAAACUAUGGCCGUGGAAAUUUGUUAUUGCCUGACUCUGACUAAUUGAAUUUUAAGAAUCUGGAACUAUAAGUCAAAUUGGCGCUCUUUUUAAAUUAUUGUAUUGUUUUUUUUACGCUCUGCCGGCAAUGGGGGGGGGGAGGGGGAGCUUGCGGUUGUAAUUUUAGAUUUGUUGCAAUUCGAUACAAAUCGUGGAAGAGGGGCUGCGUGGAAAAUUGUCAACAUACAGUGUUAAGAUUCUUAUGCGCAUCUACUCAUAUACAAUCUACUGAACGUUGUUCUAAUAUGAAUCUCUUUGUGAAUAUGUGUCCCACUGAAUUAAAUUGUCAUGCAACUAUUCUGAAAUCAAUACUUAAUACUUUUAAAAUGUGAUUUAAUAUCUUUUUAUUUUUCUUUCAAGUUCGUUCACACUGCAUGCAGAGAGUGUCGUUUUAAAAACCCAAAAUUCAAGUUUUAUUCCGAGGGUAGCAUUCCCCCGAAUCGUUCUUUAAUUCUGACAAAGAGAUUAAUAUGUUGCCCCCUCAAAACAUAAUCCAGGUAGCGCACGGACUGGAGAACGUAAAAUUCCCUCCAAAAAAAGAAGCCGAAAAUGAUUUUUUUCACUCAAGUAUUAUACAUCCAGUUAGCAAAUGCAAAAACAUCUGGGGAAACAGUUUUCUUUUGCGAAUAUUGCACAAGUUUUGGAAAACAAAAAAAAGAUCACUUUCGACACAAAAACCUAAAACCUUUUGACCAUCUUAAUUUCUUGUUUUGUACUAAAAAACAGGGAUUGUUAUUGUUUGAAAAUUUAUAUUUUUAUUCUAGACACGAUCAAACUACACAUUUCCAAAUCUGACAUAUAAAUGUGGACGAAAUUACACGAUCCAAGUAUGUGCAUUUGUAAUUUCUAUGGAUUGAUUUAGUCCAUCUUGAUGGAUUGGUCUGAGAUAUAUUUAGAUAUUUUUAUUCCUCAAUUUGCUUUAAAAAAUAUAAUAAUGAUUUGCUCGUCGCGUUUAAAGAAUCGAUUUCGGGUCUCAAAAUAGAAUUCAACCAGUUUUCCUCUUUGUUCUCUGGUAAGUGGUACACUCGUACGAUUUGUCUUAUACACUCAUCAAAACAAAUUGCAAGCAUACUGUAUAUCUUCAAUAUCCAAAAAAGAAGGAGUUCUGACUAAUCGAAAAACGUAGCAACUCUCUUUCUUAUUUUGGGCCACCUUUCUGUAUUAAUGCAUGGUUAGGAUGAUAUGAUCGUUAUUUUAUCUAGUACAAAAGUAUCAAAUUAUAUUAAAUUUGACAUAGUAAUUCAACGAAACGAGUCGUUAUUAAGGGACACUUUGCUAUAUUUGCUUUUUAGCUGGUAGUGAGGUAUGCUAGUUACGCUGGUGAUGUUGGGUGUGACAAGUCACAACCUGAAGUAUUAUUCUACACUCCACCAGGUAUUUCCAUCACAUAUUUUGGCACGUUUUACAGGCGUAAACUGUACCUGAUUUAAGGUAGGGCAAACAUAUAUACAUGCAUAAAAACUUGUUACAAGUGGUGAACAGUUUGUUCCAAACUUGUUACAACAACCAGGAACAAGCAGCGCGAGCACAAAGCUUGUGAACAGAGUUGGAUAACAACUUCUUUGCAGACAUGUAGCAACAUGUGCGUUUUACCGUGUAAGGGACAUUUUCCAAGAUAACAUCUCAUUCUCGUUCCUGGACUUUUGUGGCACGGUUUUAAGAACAGUUUCCGAAUUGUAUGAAAUAUGGUAAAAAACAUCCAUAUGUCAAGAGCGAUGCAUUGUUGAAUCACUGACCCCGAUCUGUCAUUAUAUAUUAAAAAAAUAACGAAAAAAUAAAUUAAACCCACUGUAAACUAUUGUUGGAGAAUGGUUCGUGGUGAAGUGACUCAACUAUAAUACAAUAAUUAUUGUUAUACUCUAAAACAAUGGUCAACGCAACACAAGAUCUUGUGUUGUCAUCGUGUGUGGGUUUACAUAAGAUCCGCCAGAAGAGACUAAAAAGGGUACAGACCUCCUCUGACAAAGACCAGAACCAAGGGGUAAUAAUUCCCUUGGACAGUAUCUACGAUUCGACUUAUUAUGUUUGCAUUAAAUAGCCUGAGGCUAUGGGCAUUUGGCCAUUGAGAACACUUCAACCCCAAAAGCCAAAAUCAAUUUACAACAUGAAGCAAUUUAAAUAUUUACAUGCAUAUAAUGAUAAUGUUCAAUAAGAAAAUUGUUUGGUUGUCCUUCUUGCAUACUAGUCCUCGCAUAACAUCAGUUAAUACAUUCCACCAGACCAAUUAGCCAUUUAAUCACAACACGUAACUUGAAUGUGUGGGUGCAGGGUGAAUGGGUUUGGGUGAAAAUUUUCUUUCUCGUUAAUUAAACAAGACAUGCUUCAUCGUUUGGACAUUUGUUAAGUGAAAACCCUUCCCAUCGACCAUUGCUUUGCAUGUUCGUUGUCGUCAUUCAGUUCAUAUUUUAUUCGGUUCGCACGUGCCCAAAAAUAUUUGAACUUUGUACGUUGGAAUAUUUUCUUCUUGAGAAGCCUGCCUUGUUUCUAUGGGAUUGUAACCACAUUUGAAGGAGACCAACUGAAUGUUUCAUUAAUAUUAAUAUAAUUAUUGUUAUAUAUUGCUUUACAGUUCUUGCGUGUGUUGUUAUUAUAAGUUUUCUUUGUUUUGCUUUGAUGAUCGAAUAAAAUUGAGAGAUUUUUUGUAAAAAAUGAAUUUAAAAGAUUUAUUACAAAUAAGAGUAAAAAAUACAGAAAGAUUUAUUGAUAGAUGUCGAGAACAAAUUACUCAAGAAACACAAUCCGGAAAACGCACUUACCUAAAAGACGCGAAAAGUGACAUGAGCCAAGGUUGUGAAGCCAUGUUGGGAAACGUCUGUUAAUUAGCUUUAUAAAAUUUCGUGACCACGCCUUAUUAAACGUUGAUCAUGUGUUCUUUUUUGUAAUUAAGGAUGACAAAGACUUUCGUAUUAUAACAUUUUGCAUGGAAAGGGCCAGGGUAGGGCCGUACCUAGUAAAGGACGGGCACCCCAAACGUCAAGUAAGAGGCCCAACUUCCCAGAGGGGCCCCCGAAAUGCUAAAAUUGCGGAACGUGUUAAAUAUUAAGAAAUAUUGUGAAAAAUUGAGGUCCAAAUAGUUCUGAUAAACGUAUUUUUAAAUACUGUUUAAUAAACGAGCAGGAGUGUUUUAUUAGGUUAAAAGUCACGAGCGCGCAGCGCGAGUUGCUUUAAACCUAAUAAAACAAGACCUCUAAGUUUAUUAAACGGCUUCAAACACGACUACAAAUUCAAUAGAUAUACCGCCUUAUUAGUAUUCUUUAUAUAAAGAAUACUAAUGAAGACUCGAUUACAAUAGAUACUGCCUUAAUAGUAUUCUUUAUUUAAAUAAUACUAAUUAGGAGUGUUUUAUCAUGUAUAAAGCCACUGCACGUGACAUAUUAUGGUUGACAUGAUUUGCCAAUAAGCUUAUGCAUUAUUAAUGAAUGUUUGAACCCCCCAUUAUCCCAAAAAUGGAGGGUUAAAAAUGUUUGAUCGACAAAUACUAGGGGAAAAAUACAAGACUGAAGAUACCAAGUCUACCUGAACGGUGCAAAAAUAAUGAAUUUAUGCCUUUGCAAUUGUUUUUGAAUUUUAAUAAUAAUUUUAUAUCAAAGAAGAAAAAUGUAUAACAACUCCAACUGCUAUUUCUCUCUUUAGUACAUGGCACCCUAACGUUCUUUUUAUUGACAUAAUGCUAUCAUCUUAUUUUGAAGUUCCAACGCCGAAGCCAACAUUGCCGAACCAACCACCGCCGAAGCAACCAUCUAAAGCACUGACAACAGCCGGCUUCACAAUAGCUGCCAUUCUUGGAGGAAUUGUUAUCGUGUCUUUGAUAUAUUUGUGGAAGAAACGCAAAGGUAAAAAGUGCAUAUUAUUCGCCUCGUGCAUGAUCAUUCAUGCUCGCUUGAUCAGUGUAGCCAGACUAAUUUGCACGACAAAUUUCGGAAGGUUUUUAUAACUGAAUGUAAUAUUUUCUCAAUGUGAAUCCUGUACGUACAUCAGUCAAAAACGUAUUACUCAGUCUCUUUCCAAUCAAUUUAAUGUGGGCGAGUAGUAUAUUACAUGCGAAUAAAUUGAGUAAAUAUUGAUAAAAGAUGCUUUAUGGCCAUAAAAAGGCCUCUCUAUUAUUUAUCACUUAUAAUAAGUAAUACAUAUAUUUGUAUAAGCACUAGAAGGCUCAUACCUUAAAUUUUAUAUAAAGUCGAUCAAUACUUUUUAGGCGAUCUCGAUGAAGAAACAGCACUUGGAAUGGCGAAUAAAAAGAUUCAGGAUUCACGAAUUGCAUCAUCAAGCUAUUGGACCGGAUUACCAGCACAAGAAGGGAGACUGAAUGGCGCUACCGCCUGGUCUGCAAAUGAAAACGAUAAGAAUCAAUGGAUUCAAGUUGAUCUUGGCAAAGAGAAAGUUGUCACAGCAAUUGCCACUCAAGGUCGAAAAAAUGCAGACCAAUGGGUGGGAUCGUAUUUUGUGUCUUACAGUUUGGAUAGAGAGAAAUUUGAGCGUUACCAACUUAAUGGAGAAGACGAGGUAAUAAAGUUGAGAAUUGUUGAGAAUCGUUUUAAAAAAAUUGAAAAUACUGUAGUUCGAUCUAAUUUUGGAGGAUGACGAAAGAUAACAUACAAUGAUUAAACAACGCUAUUGAGCAGGGUUUCUUUUAAGAUUUUGUCAGUGGAAAAGCUAUCGAGAGAAGAGGAUCCAACAAGGAAUUGCUGUGCGUAAGAUCUUGGAGUCUGGGUCUGGCCCAUCCCUCAAAUAAUGGUUUUGAGCCUUGCAGACUUGAUUAAUUAAUAUUUUGUAUUAAACAACUUUUUGUAUUUUUCAUCCUCUAAAAUAUAGACGAAGGGUUUGGCAUGGGAAUACUAACUAAAUCACUCUUUUUGCUUAAGUUAUUCUUCCGUUAAUUUUAAAUGGGUCACGGGCGAGGCCAAUGUUGGCGCUGGGGGAACUUGCCCCAGACUAUCUGAAGUUUUAUUAGACCAUGUAUUUGAUUAGUUAGUUUCUUAAAUUUGGCCUCGUGUUACCGAUCUUUGCAAUGCCACUAAACAUUUUUCUGCGCAGAUGUUCAGUGGAAAUGAUGACAAGAAUACUGUGGUCACGAAUGUGUUAUCGCCACAAAUAAAUGCCCGUUACAUCCGCAUACAUCCCCAAUCAUGGUGCAAUCAUAUAUCCAUGAGGAUGGAACUUUAUGGCCGCAGUGCGUUGAACUGGUCAGAAGGUACUGUAAACUUGGAGCUCGAGACUAUAUACAAGGUGUCUAAAAAACCGCAGACUGCCGUGCAUCAUGAACGUGGCUAAACAAAUCAAUUUUUAUAUAAGACGAAAGAACGGUUAUUUAGCUUUACAAUGAUACUCUUUUUAAAUCGUAACGAUGAGAAAUGGCCAGACACUCGCCAAAUAAAUAUUUUCGGUCGAAAUCACAUUGUUCCACCGUUGGGAAUUCCAUGCCCAUGGAAAACAAAACACAUGCAGGCAAUUCCCAAGAGGGAAUUAAAGCAGUUGAAUGUUAAAUUACCUAAAAUGAGCUCAACUCCUCAAUCUUCGUCUUAGUGGGACAAUAAGAACCUAAUUAUUGCAUAUAAACAUGGUUCAAUUAACCACUCAACAGAGAACAUUCGUAACAAGACGUUUUACGAAACAAAUACCAUCGGCAACAGGCUCGCGUUGCUUUUGGAUCGAUUAGUUUUGCAUAAUUAAUUUUUUUUCAAUUCCCAAUGGUGGAAGAAUGUGAUUUCGACCGACAAUUUUCAUUUGACGAGUAUGUGGCCAUUUCGCAUCGUUACAGUUUACGAAAGGUAUCAUAGGAAAGCUAAAUAACAGUUUUUUGUCCUAUGUAAAAAAUGAAUUUUUUAGCUGAGUCUAUGAUGCACAACAACCUGUUAAAUUUCCAUAGAUGUUUGUUAGACACCCUGUACAUCCGCCGGCGAAAUUAAGUCAUGUAUCAUGAAUAAGUUUUAUAUAAUAACCUUAAGAAUUUAUUCGAUUUCAUUGGUAGCGAGCCAUGAUCUAUUAGAGGACAGACGCACGGAAUUACGUCAUAAGUUUUUAAAAUGUCGAAAAUAUUUGAAUUUAUACAAAUUGAAUGAAUUCGUGCAAUUAAAUCUAUGAAACAACAAUAAAUAUCUUCGAUAAAUGUGCAAAAAUCACUCACAAAAGCUAGCAACUCGGCAAAUCUCAACUCAGUCAUUCAGCUGCGACUUCAAAAUCCAAUCUUCGAAAACAAAUACUAUUUCGGUCAUUUGACCCUGUCAAUGUUUCGUUUUCCAGCUGAUUUCUUCACGUCGUGCAACAUAGGCAAUGUUUAAGUGCUUUUUAAUUGCCAUAGUCGCUCAGAAUAAAAUAAUUGCCUUUUAUCACAGGUUUUUAUCCUUUAAAACAAUGUUUUUUCACUGUUUUGAUAAAUUUGUAGUUUUUCCUUAUUCAUUACCGUCUAGCGCAUUCUAAGCUUAGCCAAUCAGAAUUCAGCACGUGACUUAAGCGAGCCAAUAGCAUUUCGUUAUUUGUAUAGAUCAUGUACUGGUAAAAUUUGCAAAAUUUCGACUUCCAAAUGUUUGGGGGAAUAAAAAUAAGCUGUUUUCUGUUUAAUUCGCCCAGGCGGCUGGUGGACAGUUUUUUGUUCUUACCACAUAUGAUGUCAUACUGUGUGUCUAUAACUGAACAGACAACGGGAAAAUGUAAUCUAUUUGUUAAGUAGAUAAGAUGCAAUAAGAUUACAAUUUGAGUUUAAAUUGAAAAAAGAAAGUCUUACUGUGGUCUAUACAUUGGACAUAAAAUAUAUUAUUAACAUGAGGCUUAGAAAAGCUUCGUUCUUAAACAUUUUGAAUUCAAAUUUAACCAAAACUUAAUCAACUUGCCAUUGGAGAAUGUCCAUUAGUUCCACAAAGAUUUGCGGAAGAAACCUCCUGGCGGAUUUAACAACAUUAACUAAACGUCUGGAUAAAACAUUGACUUGCCUUAGCUAUGCGCAUGUUGUAUAACUCCCUAUCCAUAAUUACGUCACAAGUCUUCGCUUGAGCAGGAAAUCUCCUUCUCGUUAGUUGUCAGCGAAUUGAAUUUUGAUAGGCUUCCAAGCCAAGGAGCGAUUCAUGUGGUAAUUGCAACUUCUGGAUUGAACCCUAGUGAUUGAAGUAAAAGUGAGUCAAUUGGGAAAUUUUUGAAUUCCAAAACCCAUUAGUUUAUAGAAUAUAUAAACCAAUAUUCCGAAGAUUUCGGAUUCAUUGGUCAAUCAUGGCUUUAGCCAAUCAUGGCUUUUAUUCCUUCUGCAUAUCAAUUUUCAACAUCUAAUAUUGUGCAGUAUAUGACCAUGAACUCUUUACAUUUUACUUGUUUAAUUUUCCUCCAUUACAUUUGAUUACUUAAAAUAGCAAUGAUAAAAAAGAAAUAAAUUGACAAUAGAUAUCUUUUAAAUUAGCUUUUAAUGACUUGGGCUUUUUAUUUCCAAAAAUUAAUAUGAAUUAAUCUUUCCAUAUAAUUUUUCAGAGAACGUGAAAGUUUUUAUUUUGAAUCCAAAUCACUGUGAACUCUGUACCGGAGUUGUGCAAACGCUGGCAGGAUUACUGAUGGAAACAGGUCAUAUACGUUGUGAGGUUGACAUUUUUGCUCCCAUGCGAGAGAAGUGUCAAGGAUUGGCACGUUAUACACAAGAAAUGAUCUCCAAAUGUGAUUACGUCAUAAUUCCAUGGAUGUGCGAAAUAAAUCAACCAAAAGAAAGUAAGAUGUUUUUUAAUUCCUUAAACAAAAGGACAAAUCAGACUCCGAGAAAAAGUUUUUCCCAGAUUUCAAGAUUUCGGAAAACAAGAAGAAACACUAACAACUUUCAAAGCAAUACUUCAAAUGUAGAAUUUGCUAUAAAUUAGAAAUAGUACUCCAAUUACUAAUUUUUCGUCUCCUCUUGUGUGCGUCAAAUCUUGAGUUUCAACUUGGAAGCCGGCUUUAUUCGUAGUUCAUUCUGCCCUUUGGCUUUAUUUUACAAGGUCUGAAAUAUUUGAUUAAAAUUUUUUGAGUAUUUUAGUUCAGUAGAUACAAUCCACUCACUCUUUAACUUGCACUAUUUUUUAGUAAUCCCUCGCAGGGAGAACUUAGUAGCGUGUAUAAUGCCGUGUAUAAAAACUAUCCACAGGCAGGGUGGCCUGGUCGGCGAGAGGGAAAGGAAGACGGAAUUUCGUGAAGAAGCACACUUCUAUUCUGGCCAUUCUGUUAUGUUUUUACAUACUUGUGUUUUUGUCUGUCAGCUACUCCCCUCUUGCCCAUCGUGGUAAAGAGCAAGAUCCAGCUGCUCCUCCUGCCUCUACCCACAAUUUCGAGUUUCCAGACUCUCCGUGUAACAUACGCAGUCCCAAUGAAAUGCUAUAUGUUUGUUUUUUGCUGUGAUAUGGCGGAAGUUAUUUAUGAAAUAUUUAUAUUUCCUAUAUUUCUUUACAGACACAUGUAAAAACAUGAAUACUCUAAUCUUUCUUUCAUCGUUGGAUAUUAUUCACGGAGAACUGCUUCGAAAUCGAAAUAAAAGGGAUAAAUUUGUUCCCGUGUGCUUGGAUCACUGUCCUUUGGAUAUAAUUCCUCCGGAGGAAGUACUUCUACAAAUCUACAAUAUUCCAUCCAAGAUAGAUGACUUGGUCAUAGAACUGUUAGGGAAAACACGACGACCUGAACCUAACACAAUUUUGGAAUUUGACGAUGAAGAAUAUAUUACGGCAAGAAGGAAACUAACGCAAGCUAUCAACAAAAUGGAAAAGAAUCAUCCCACACAUUACGCAAAAGAACUCUGGUAGGGUUACUAACGCAAAAGAACUCUGGUAGGGUUACUGCUAAAGUUGCUUGAAAUCAGGUUGUUAUUUGCGUAAAUACAAUAUGAUUAAUCGUGGUGUUGAGGAUAUCAAACUUGUAUAGAUAGAAAAAAGAAAGAGAAAAAUUUUAUUUUGACACGCUAACUCAAUUAAAACUAUUGAUUACGUGAAAGCAUGUGUUCAAAAGUUAUUAUACAAAAAUGUUCUUAUGGUAUAUAAUACAAUGAAAGAAAUAAUGUAACUGUUCCAAUUUACAAAAUUACAUUAUUUAUUAUUAAAAAUUUUCCACCCCGAUUGGUUACCAUUCAGGUGAUUAUAACGCGAUAAUCACCUAAGCGAUUUUCGAAAUGGCGGCCGAAGCCGUUUUGUCAAUUAAAUGACGGAGAGACAUGAGCAGCAAUGUUUCUUUCAAAUAUAGAAGUUAAUAAAACGUAUGUUACCGUGAAUGCAGUAGCAUCUUUGUUAUCUAGUAUGCACCGCUACUGUUACAAAUUUUUCUGACACUGAAACUAAUCUGAAAAUUUAACUUUUGAGUUUAGGUACGCUGAUUUUAAAUAUGAAAGAAUUUUUAGCUAGCUCCCUAAGUGCAGUUCUCUAAAAUUUUAUGGUUUUGGGGUACUCUUCGCUGUUAACCAAAUUUAUAUUGAAUACACUUAAGAGAGGACAAUGUGAUCAUUCCCAGGAAAGUAUAGAAGCUGUGUGCUGUUCAUAUAUUAACAAAUAAAAGCAUUGUUAGUAUUGCCAUGGCAAACAUGUCGUUCGAUCCAUAUCGUUUUAUCUAACCUCAGAAUGAACUGACAAUAUUUUUUCCUUCGGUGAAAUUUUCUUUGAUGAUUUUAACAUAUCAAAAUUUGAAGGAAGGUUGUAGGAUAAGUUUUUGCGAUAUUAUUGAAUGACAAUUGCAGAAAAACUUAUCUGUACAAUUUCUUGAAAUUUCGAUAUGUUUUACAACUCAUCGUGUUUAGCAAAUGUGCACUGCGGAAAAACGUCUGCGCAUGCGUCAACCUCACUGAUAUUUGCCUUGCCAACGUGGUGUCAAGUAUUCCGAAAGUUGUCAAAUUACUCAAAACGGAAGCGACAAGGAGCGACUUCGAUGUUUUGCCUUUUCUGUGAAAAUGCAAGCGGAAUAAUGAAUAGGACAACCUAUAAACUAGAAAUAGUUACAGUCUGCAUGUGCAAGAAGUAGUAUUAUGCAAGAAAAUGAACCAAAGGUCACUAUGGAUAAAUUUAUUGUAUAAAACGUUCUUUAACUGAACUAUACAACUAUAUUUUUCGUAGGUUCAUAUGAUUCACAAUUUUCUUAAUAACUUUUUUGCGUAGCAUGUACAAUUUUUGCGUUGACUAAAUUUAAGGAUAAUGAUUUACUCUACAAUAUAAUCGUGUGCUUAACAAUUUGAUAGUUUUCAUAACUUUUCUGUCUUAAGUUCGGUACUCGACAAUUUUUAAUGUUCACGCGCCUCCCGGUCUAAAACGAUCAUUUUUAAUUUAAUUUUUUUUCUUUUUAAUAGAUUUUAAAUUUAAAAGAACUUUGAUUAAUCUAAACUACCCGUCUAGUGUAUUUUUUGUUUAUUUCACUUACCUUAAAGCAAGUUUAUACGUGCCCAUAGGCAUUAUAAACUUAAGUUAAUGAAACAAGCGUUCGGAUAUAACCAAAGUUGUGCAAAGUCCUUUGAUUUGACCAGGUUAGGCACAAAGGUCAGUCUUAAAACGCGUGAUCACUCACGUGCAAAGCACUCGGUAAAUAACAAUGAACCACUGUCAAACACUUCUUCCCAUGCAUGUGGGAAAAUAGACCAAUCAGGUCCAACUGUUUUGUUUGCUUAUGCUUCCUGCCUGGGCUACAGGCUUCAUUGUGUUGCCGGUGAGCCAAAGUGAAGGACACUUCACAGCGAAAAAAUUGCUUAAAUUUGUAAUAUAUCUCUCACGAGGCAAUGCCUCCCGCCCGACGCCAACGCACAGCUGUACAACAACGCGCAGAGAAUGCAAAUCAGCCAUCGGUAAACGAUCUUCGACAACAAUGUCUAGAAAAAGGUUUAUCUGACCAUGGUCGUCGAAAUACGCUGGUCGCGAGACUGCAACAACAUGCUUCAACGUCGUCGACGAACAAUACCGCCACAGAAGCAGCGACAAUUGUUGAUAUUGCGAACAACAGCGAGCAAACACCACUCGUCGAGCGAAGAUCUGUGUCACACGAAAGCUCAAACGAAAACCCUCUGCUGAACGACGCUCAGUUGGCCCAAAUCCAAUCAAUCGUCGCGAAGACGGUCGAACAAUCGGUGAACGAUAUCGCAACAAACGCCGCUCGUGCUGCAGUACAAGCCAUGGCAACUGCGCCUUCGUCAGCGCCUACGAAUGAGCCACAACAAACCACGGGCACGGAGCUUUGCCCAGUGUUGAUAAACCACACCACGCCAAUCUCGACGCCAAGGUUCCAAACGUUCGAGCCCGAAGCGCCACAUUCCUCUUCGCAGAGUCUUCCCGCUAGUAAUCAUCUCCCAUACGGACAAUCUUUCCACGACCUACCGGCAUCGUACGUGAAGAAGAUCCAGUCGGGUGAGUUUUUUGAGCUGUCAAAACUUUUGCCAAAAAAUUUAUGCAAUACGGUAGAUGAACAGCCCGUUGUACUAACGGUCGAAAACUCUAUUGUUAAAGUUAAGCAGUCCACUCAGUCCACAACAAAUAUCACGGACAUUGAUAAGUGGACAACAGCCUUCACCACCUAUAUGAGCGUUUUCACGCAUCAAUUCCCUAACAGAGCCCAGGAAUUGUUGCAAUAUAUGACCAUUAUUCGCCAUGCUGCUCAUUGUCACAAAGGGGUGGGUUGGUGUAUUUACGACAUCAAGUUUCGUCGGAAGGCUGCACUUAACCUAUCCCUCAACUGGUCCGAAAUAGACCAGCAAUUAUGGUUGAUGACCUUUACAGUACCACCAGCCAGUCUUAGAGAGGAAUACCCUCUUUUCCAUAAAGGACCUCAACACUAUGCCACCCCGGGGACCGAACAAGGGGGCAUUUGCCGAGAUUUCAAUAGGAGCGGCGCUUGCAAACGAGCGCAGUGCAGGUACCGACAUAUCUGCAAUCGCUGUGACGGGGAACAUGCCGGUCUUUACUGUACAGAGAGCGAAAGUCUCCAACCAUAUAGAAAACAAGGAAAGGUCCAUUCAUCCAGCAGCCAGCGCCAUUCCAACCAAGACAAACGAUAGUAAUGUAGUUAGAUCACUAACACCUAUUUUUGUAGCUAAUUUAGAAGAUUCUCUAGCGGGACAUCCCGACCCAACGCUUGUUUCACAAUUAUGUUCAAAUUUAAAGGAUGGAGCCCGAAUAGGUUUUGAAGGGCAAAGGGCACCUAGAUUUUCAAAAAAUUUGCCCACUGCCCUUACCCAUCCAAAUAUUGUAACAUCAAAUUUGGAACAUGAGAUUUCCCUUGGCCGUGUGGCUGGUCCGUUCAAGACCCCACCUUUUUCUAAUUUCCAAGUCUCUCCUAUUGGCCUGGUACCAAAAAAGAAUUCGACAAAAUUUCGAACAAUUUUCCAUCUUUCUUUUCCAAAAUCAGGUGCAACAAGUAUUAAUGCAUCAAUUCCAAAGGAAGAUUUUAGUCUCCAUUAUGUGACAAUUGACAAUGCGAUUGAAGGUAUUAAGCGUUUCGGCCACGGCUGUUUUCUGGCUAAAACUGACAUUGAAUCCGCCUUUCGUCUCAUUCCCGUGCACCCGGACGACUAUGAGCUUCUUGGUAUGUAUUGGGAGGGGAAAUACUAUUAUGACAAAGUUUUACCUUUCGGCCUACGAAGUGCUCCAUAUCUGUUCAACCAACUUUCUGAUGCUAUUGAAUGGAUCUUACAAAAUAAGUGCAUGAUUUCAUUUGUAUGUCAUAUUUUGGAUGAUUUUCUUAUCAUGGAGCCACCAUCCCAACUGCCCCCACACUAUAGCACUUGCCAACAAAGUCUAACUGCCAUGAUGCUUACAUUUAAGAACCUUAACAUCCCAUUAGCCCCGGGCAAGACACAAGGUCCUGCAACUGUGUUAGAGUUUAUGGGCAUUAUCCUGGACAGCGUUCGAAUGGAAGCACGGCUGCCGGAUGACAAAAUUGAACGCCUCCGAGCAGUUUUCAACACAUUCCAAAAAAGGCGGUCAUGUACUUUGAAAGAACUUCAGUCACUUAUAGGUACCUUAAAUUUUGCAUGCAAGGUUAUCCCACCGGGUCGCCCUUAUUUACAAAGAAUGAUUGAAUUGACAAGAAACAUAAGACAGCCCCACCAUCACAUAAAGCUUAGUGCAGGCUUUUUUAAGGAUCUCGAGAUGUGGAAACAGUUUAUCGUUAACUGGAAUGGUGCCAGUUUUUUCUUGUCUUCUUCAUGGGAAAACUCUGAAUGCCUUCAGCUCCACACUGAUGCAUCGGGGGUGUUGGGCUACGGGGGGAUUUUCGGGGGGAAAUGGUUUCAAGGAAAAUGGGAACCUCAUCAACAAUUAGGACAGCCCGAGAUUAGUAUUGCUUGGCAAGAAUUGUUUGCCAUAGUAGUUGCAUGUCACAUAUGGGGGGAAGCCCUUCAAAACAGAAGGAUAAUCCUGAACUGUGAUAAUGAAUCAGUUGUCAACAUUAUUAAUUCCAAACGAUCGCGAAUUUCCCGGGUAAUGGAUCUUCUCCGUCAUCUCACACUGUUGACCUUAAAGUACAAUAUAUACCUUCGGGCCAAACACAUACCGGGAAAGUAUAAUGAGAUUGCUGAUUCCCUUUCUCGUUUCCAGUUUCAAAGGUUUCGACUCCUAAUGCCUCAAGCAGAUGUCAACCCUCAAAAAAUUCCAGUCCUUCUGUUGAAAAUCUAAAGAAUGACAUAGAAUAUUACAUUGAUUUGUCUGUGGCCGCCUCAACCAAACAGACAUACAGCGCUGGUGAGAAACGGUUUAUUGCUUUUGUAAAAUUAUAUCGACCCCAUGAAGGAAAGCACUUUCUACCAGCAAGUGAAGAAACACUCGUGCAAUUUUCAGCCUAUUUAGCCAAAACCAUCAAACACACAUCUAUAAAAAACUAUCUUGCAGCGGUUCGUCAUUUUCACAUACGAAAUGGUUUUUCGUUGGAUUGUCAAAAGAUGUCACGUCUCCAGCUGGUUCUUCGGGGUAUAAAACGUUCCCAAGGCGAUGAGAAAAGAGUGCGCCUUCCAAUAACAAUCCAUCAUUUAAAACUUUUUCACAUGAUGCUGGCAAUACCUGUCACAACACAUUUCGACUCAAUUAUGGUUUGGGCUGCCAUAACAUUGGCAUUUUUUGGCUUUCUGCGGCUUGGAGAGUUAACUUGUAACUCAAAAUUCAAUUCAGAUUCGCACCUCAUGCCUGAAGACGUUGUUUUUUCCAACGACCUACAACCAACCACUGCUAUGUCCAUACGGAUAAAAGAAUCCAAAACUGACCCCUUUCGGGUGGGACAUACCAUAAGUAUUGGAGGAACACACACACCUCUCUGCCCAGUGUUGGCCAUGAAACAGUAUUUAGCCAGAAGGCAGCCAAAAGCAGGGCCUCUGUUUGUAAAUUCUGCGGGUAAACCACUUACAAAACAGGCCCUAACACUUGAAACAAAAAAAUUACUCAGUCAAGCCGGAUUCAACGCUUCAAACUUUGCCGGUCAUAGCUACAGAAUCGGUGCUGCAACUACGGCAGCCACAGCGAAAUUACCUUCCUGGCUCAUAAAAACUUUGGGUCGGUGGUCCUCAGACUGUUAUGAACGAUAUAUACAACUUCCUUCGUCAACACUGUUGAAUGUCUCAGCCACACUCGCCAAUAUUUAAAAUUUAUCUCAAAAAAUUUCAGGGGGAGGGAGUUCGUCUAUGGGGAAUGUGCAUGCUGCUCAUUUGUGGGGAUGGAGUGCUCCCAUAGGUCACCCUCAUCCCAUAGACUCACAAAUCGAUGUACCAUACAUUAAAAAUGUUAGAUUGAAGUAUAUCAUGCCCAACAUGGGGACCCAGACCCCCUGAGGGCAUUAAUUGCAUUAGAGUCCAACAUGGGGACCCAAACCCCCUGAGGACCGCCCAACAUGGGGACCCAAACCCCCUGAGGGCAGUAAUUACACUAGAGUCCAACAUGGGGACCCAAACCCCCUGAGGAUUGCCCAACAUGGGGACCAAAACCCCCUGAGGGCAUUAAUUACACUAGAGUCCAACAUGGGGACCCAGACCCCCUGAGGACAGCCCAAUAUGGGGACCCAGACCCCCGAGGGCAUUAAUUAGAGUAACUGUGAGUCUGUGGGGCGACACUUUGACCAGUUGAAAGUAUAUAUUCGGAGCAUUUCUCCCCAACAACCCUUCUCCCACAACAUUGUGUGUGCUUUACUGUCUCAUAUAUAGCUCUCUUAAAUAUUAACUAACCGAAUUGAGGCAUUAAAUAACUAAAUAGCCAUGUUUUUGUUUACAAUUUGGCAUUUAAAUGCUCGCCAUUUUUUCUAGUACGCACGCAUGCGCAGACGUUUUUCCGCGGUGUUUUGUAUGGUUAUUAGUAAUUUUUAUUUCAACUUUUUAGCUUACAAACGAAAACAGAUAUUUCUGACUUGUGUAAUAUGAAAAUAAAAUGUUAAUGUUGAAAAUACUAAUAAUAAAAACACUAUUACGCUUUGUAUUAAUUCAGUGUUUCUUUAAAUUUGUUUUUGUUCUUAAAUCGGUAUGGAAACUUUUCAACUAGAAGUUUGAUUAUAAAAUAACCCGUAACUGAUGUAUUAGAUUUAGCAUAUGAAACAAUACAUGUGAAUUAAGUUAAAUGACAAGACUUACAUAAGUUUUUGCGAUAAUUCAACGCAAUCAACGGUUGAAGAGUUCAUUGAAGACAGUAGCUAUCAUUUCAGUCCGCGACACAACAAGCUGAAAAUAUUAAGCAUAGACAUAGUAUAAAAGACAGUGCUGAACUUAAAUACGUAAAAAUAUAGAUAAUAACGAUAAAAAGAUAGGUUAAUUAAAACAAGUUAAUUUAUAGCAUUCGUACUCUAUACGAAUCGUGAAAAUUUAGGAUUAUAAUGAAAAACUGGCGUUUUUUUUGGGGAGAAAAACGUCGAAAAUCUAGCUUCCCGCUGUUUGCACUUUGCAUUUUUACGGAGCCGGGAAGAUUCCAUCAUUCCACGCGAGGAUGACGUCUGAUCUAUAUAAAUUGUGUUUUAAACUGUACUAACUGUAAGGAUCCUAGUGAACUCUACAUAUACCGGAACGAUAACUCCGACUCUAAAAUUGAAGUCAAGAUGACGGAAAUUAAAGCUCGUCUUGUACCUUAAGCCCGACAUAAUUGUCGAGUACCAGAUUUUUGGGUAGAAAAUGUUUAAAGGAUUACUAGGAUUAGUACCACACAUGGUAUUGCGGAGUUUUGCUUUUUUGUAAGUUCUUAUCUUGCCCAAAAUCAUGUGACGUACUAUUCCAGCUGAUCACAAUACCUGCAUGAAUACGCAACGUAUAAAAAAUUGCGUCCAAAUGGUGUUUUAUAUUUACAUUUGCAGUAGGAACAUACGAAUGGUUUUUAAUUUAAACUGAUGCAUGUCCUUUUAUUUUAUUUUAUUUUAUUUUAACCUGAUAUCUUCGUAUUUUUCUUUUAGUUUCAGAAAAGAAAAAGAAAGGAAAUAAUAAUCUCAGCUAAAUCGACUUGAACAGAACAGUGGAGAGGUUCAGAUCUGUCACUGGCUUAGUACGCAUCUGAUUGGCUAAUCGCAUAGUUCAAAUACAUCUCAUUGGUUUAUUGUUCUAGCGGUAGCGGUUGUGGAAGUCAAUUGUGAACCUCCAUGAUAAGACAUCCUAGACCGGAAGGCUUAGAGAAAUAACCUUCAUUCAAUAUUAUUUUUGCACAAAACAUAUUUAAAUACACAUUAUUUAAUAGCAUGAUACACUGUAAAUUUCAUAGAUUUAAAUGAACUCCAAAUCUGUUAUUCUAUCACUCUUUUUGGAGACAGAAUAACACUUUAAUUAAUAUUGGGGUUGACUCAACUUCUAUAAUUGAAAUUUACAGUGUAGCAUCAUAAAUUAAGACGCACGCAUCAUAGGUAAUUUUCAAUUUAGUAAAAAUAACAAGACAAUGUUACACAUAUGUCACAUGGGGUUCCCCGGGGUUAAGGGCCGCGUUUUUUUAUUAGGCGUUCACUUUGGUUUUAGCAUACACUCUAACUCGUGUUUUUACUAUAUUAACAAGUUUAGUUAGUAUACCGGAUCAGUUGAAGACAUGGCGAAAGCAUAAAAUGCUGCAGGAAGCACGCUUUUUUGGAGAGCGCACAUUCUGAAAGCAAAUAUUUUUUUAAAUUUUUUUUACGAAACCUUAUUCAGAAGAUAACGUGUGGAAAGAGACGGGCGACCUCAUUGCACCACUCUCAAAACAAUAACUUGUCACCCAACAAACACCUGCAGAAAUGGGACCUUUGAAAUUUGCACGUCUUUCCUAAAAACAAUGCGAUCUUCAACUGUUUGAACGUAAUAUAAUAAUUAUUCCGAAGUAUAUUACGUGUUCAGUUAACAGUUCGCAAACACGGAAAUCGAUAUUUCUAGCUGAUUAUUUUUAGCGAAAUGGAGGAUUCGACAUGCAACGCGGCGCGAUUUUUCAGUUUUUGAAAGCUAAUAAAACAGCCAAUGAAAGGAAAUUUUAAAAGAUAUGUAUAUAGGCUAGUUUAUGAUUAAAAUGUUAUAUCGCCUUUAAAUAUUUGGAAAACAUAAACCAGGAUCAACGUAAAAAUAUCAGUGAGAAUCGAAAAAUCGCGUCGCGUUGUCGAAUCGCCUCCGGUGUGUCUCAGCCUUAAUGCGGCCCGAGUUAAAUUUUGGAAUUCUGGAAGGCCCGGUAAUAGUAAACUGUCAUAUUGCAGGAGGUUUUUGUGACAUCCAGAUUUAGAACUAUCAUGUCUAAUGUAGCAUUAUUCAAUUCAUCUAUUUAUAAAAGUUAUUUUAAUAUAGAGAGGUUCAGGUUUGACUCCUACCACUGCUACCACUAUACCCACUCUGUCUCACUGGCUUAGUCCGUAUCUGAUUAAUCGAAUAAUGAAACGGAUUUGACUGUUUGAUAGUCCAUUAAUGGUAGCGGUAGCGGUAGUGGAAGUCAAAUCUGAACCUCUGUAUUAAAGCGUUCAGUGUGAACGUGUGGCAAAAUUAAAUCAUGCCCACGAUGUUGAAGAUGUUAGGUGGAAGUUAGAUGGAAGCGGGUCAUAGAGAGGGUGGUCUUCAUUGUCUAUCAUGCUUCAUCACAGUUUUUGAUCGCUUCUCGGACUAAUACCUUGAAUUGGUACAUAUUUGGCAGUGUAUCCAGAUUUGACGACUCUCCUACAAAAUUUGCCGAUUUGACUGGCAUACAUAAAUAUAUCUUCGUAAUCACAUGCCCAUAUCUCAAGCAUAUAAAAAGU